GUUUGUGGCGAUGACUUACACUUUGGCUGAUGAACGCACAGAUUCUUUUCCAAUACAGGCGCGGUAGCUGGUACCUUCGCAGCCGUCGGUGUCGUCGUUGUUAUCAUCGCCAUUAUCUUCAUAACCAGUACUAUCCGACGCCGACGUCAAAAGCGGUUCGACCGCGAGAUGGACGAGGCAGCAAUGGAAGCUGCAGGCACAGAAGUACCCCCUUUCUUGGACGAUGAUGACGAGCCAAAACCUUACGGAGCUUCGGCGUAUGGAGGUGGGUAUGGACCUAGUGGUGGGUACGGUGCCCAAGGGGAUUGGAGUUCAUCGGGUGCUGGAGGGGGAGGAUACUCAGACACUGCAUCACACGGAACCUAUGCUCAGCCUCCAAUGUCACACGAGAGCUACCCCAUGCACGACUUUGGGCCGUCUCACAACCCGGGCGUUGGCGUCGGUGGAGUUUAUGAUCCCACUGGUGCUUUCGUUGGCGGUGCUGCCGCCGCAGGGGUCCAGCAUGCCAUGAGCGACAAUAGUCGUUCCAAUGGGUCUUCCACGGCAAUAGGCGACUCUCCGUAUCCUGCGUUUUUGCAACAUGAUGCAUACGAGAAUUCCGGCGGAGGUGUCGGUCCAGGUGGCUACCCUACAGUGGGACGUAGCGGCGGUUUCAAUAAUGAUGUGAUUGCGGGUGGAGCAGCAGGCAUGGCCGGAAUUGGUAGAAGGUCCAGUAUGAACGCCACAGCAUUGAACAGAAUGAAAAGCCAAAACUCCACUGGUGCUCUGUCGGCUCCAAGCUCUGGUUCAUCUCAUCCAGCCCAACCCGAAAGUUAUGCAUCACAUUUCACUCCGGGGUAUGCAGGGCCCUCUCAACAAGAUUCGAUGAACCGAAGUACUAGCGCUGGUUCGGGUCCGAUACCAGAAGCAAGUGAACCUGGUUUCAUUGCUGCAGGUGCAAACUUUAGUUCCGCGGUUCACGACGCUGCGUUUGGGCAACAAAAUCAGCAAACUGCACUGCCGAAUCCCUUUACAGCGCGCUUGGAAAGCGAUGAGAAUGCAGAUGGAGGGGCGGAAGAUCCGUAUGGUGGGUAUGGCAGCGAGGAGGAAGAGGAACAACCAAGGAAGGUUCUUAAGGUUGCCAAUGAGUAGUCGGUUCUCCCUAAUUCCGCACUCCGGAGUUGGCAAUUAUUUAUGCAUCAUCUAUCGAACUGUACUAAAACCUCGUUUCUCUCCUUCGUUCUGUGCUACAUAAUUUUUAUCUAUAGUUAUUGGUAUUGUGGUAUCGUGUUAUCUGUUUUGUUUGUGGUACUUACCAAUAAUUACGAGUUCUGUCUGUUGUUGCUCUCUUUACAUCGUUAUGUUACCCCUAUUC
This is a messenger RNA of Lentinula edodes (shiitake mushroom), 1354 nucleotides long. RefSeq lists its product as uncharacterized. The transcript is spliced from 2 exons. Bases 169 to 1131 code for a protein of 320 amino acids. Lineage: Eukaryota; Fungi; Basidiomycota; Agaricomycetes; Agaricales; Omphalotaceae. The record is from RefSeq and is a predicted model, not a curated record.